Molecule: messenger RNA, 3528 nt
Organism: Anopheles coustani
Lineage: Eukaryota; Metazoa; Arthropoda; Insecta; Diptera; Culicidae
Product: mucin-2-like
Exons: 22
Source: RefSeq, a predicted model, not a curated record
AUGCAGUUACUGUUGAGGGGGAGCACACUUGUGCUGCUCACUACCGUGUUAGCGUUGGUGUUGGGGGCGGCCCAGGCGGACAUUUCCACCCUUCUGCGCGGCGGUUACUCGAACAACAACAUCCUGCAAGCCGAUGGAUACCACUACGAUAAGCCGAAGGUCCCGUUCGAGGAGCCACCGCGCAAGUGUGCGGCAUCGGAACAGAACCCGGACGGAAGCUGCGGCUACGACUAUCCGAAACCGGAUCAAUCGUUUACGCUGCCCAACGAGUAUCUUCCACCGACGACCACGACCACCCGUAGGACAACGACGACAACACGUCCCACAACGACGACGACGAGAAGAACGACGACCACAACGCGUCCUACAACAACGGUAAGCGAGAGAGUGGAUUUAUUAUUAUGAGAAGAUUGUGAACGAUACCUUAGGUUGCCCUUUACAAAAGUCUUGACAAGCCUAGGAAAGGAUGAAAUAAUGUAUUUUUCUUUAAACUAUUAGACAACCCGCCGAACCACCACCACAACGAGGCCUACAACGACCACAACUCGUAGAACAACGACUCCGCGGCUCGUAACGACGACCAAGUGUCCACCGUCCGCUCAGAAUCCUGAUGGCAGCUGUGGCUACGAUUACCCCAAGCCAGAUCAAUCAUUCACUCUACCGAACCGAGUGUCUACCACCACAACUACCAGAAGACCACCUACGACAACGCGUCUUGUGACCACCACAAAGUUGUCCACCACCACAACCACCCGAAGACCGCCAACGACAACACGUCUAGUGACCACCACAAAGUGUCCACCAUCGGCCCAGAACCCGGACGGAAGCUGUGGCUACGAUUAUCCGAAGCCGGAUCAGUCCUUCACACUUCCUAAUCGUGUGUCGACCACAACGCCGAGGCCUACGACCACAACUCGUCGAACGACGACCACCACGAGACCAACGACGACGACAACUCGUCGAACCACGACUACAACGCGUCCGACCACUAGAACCACGCAGCGGAUCGUGACGACCACCAAGUGUGCCCCUUCAGCUCAGAAUCCUGACGGAAGCUGCGGCUAUGACUAUCCGAAACCGGAUCAAUCGUUUACCCUGCCAAACCGGGUUUCUACGACAACAACGCGUCCUACGACGACCACCCGACGAACAACAACCACCACCCGUAGGACGACGCCUCCACAGGAAUAUCUUCCACCAACGACAACCACCAGACGUACGACCACCACAACUCGCCCAACAACAACGACGACUCGUCGUACAACAACCACCACCCGGCGACCACCAACUACAACCACUCCUCGGCGUGUGACUACAACCAAGUGUCCACCGUCGGCUCAAAACCCAGAUGGAAGCUGUGGCUACGACUAUCCCAAGCCGGAUCAAUCCUUCACUCUCCCGAACCGAGUUUCUACUACCACAACAAGCCGUAGGACAACGCCAGCGCAGGAGUAUUUGCCUCCAACGACAACUACGCGCCGGACAACAACCACUACCCGUCCAACAACCACUACCACUCGUCGUACAACGACCACAACGCGGCCUACAACAACGACCACUCGAAGGACCACGACAACUACUCGUCCCACAACCAGGACGACGCCGCGUAUUGUAACUACAACCAAGUGUCCCCCUUCAUCUCGGAAUCCGGAUGGAAGCUGCGGCUAUGAUUAUCCUAAACCGGAUGAGUCUUUCACUCUACCGAACCGUGUUUCAACAACUACCACACGAAGACCAACGACGACUACACGUCGUAUUACAACGACUACGCGAAGGACUACUCCUGCCCAGGAAUACCUGCCACCAACGACCACAACUCGUCGUACGACAACACGUCCCACUACGACAACCCGUCGUACCACCACAACCACGCGUCCGACGACGACGACUACGAGAAGAACUACAACAACGACGAGACCGACGACCAGAACAACGCCAAGAAUCGUAACUACCACUAAGUGUCCCCCAUCGGCCCAGAACCCUGAUGGCAGCUGUGGUUACGAUUAUCCGAAGCCGGAUCAGUCCUUCACCUUACCGAAUCGAGUGUCAACAACCACUACCAGACCUACAACGACAACGCGUCGUACAACGGCCACUACACGCAGGACGACACCGGCCCAGGAGUAUCUCCCACCGACAACCACCACUCGCCGACCAACGACGACCACCACUCGACCAACAACAACCACAACCCGUCGUACGACGACCACUACGAGGCCAACCACCACGACUAGGUUGACAACUACCACCCGCCGUACUACAACCCCACCGAGGAUCGUUACGACAACCAAGUGUCCACCAUCAGCGCGGAAUCCCGAUGGAAGCUGUGGCUACGAUUAUCCAAAGCCGGAUCAGUCGUUCACUUUGCCCAAUCGGGUGUCUACAACCACGCGAAAGCCAACAACGACCACACGUCGAACGACAACCACUACCCGAAGGACUACACCAGCUCAGGAGUAUCUGCCACCGACUACUACGACUAGGCGAACAACCACCACUACGCGGCCAACGACCACAACUACGCGCCGUACAACGACAACCACGAGGCCAACGACCACAACUCGGUUGACAACUACCACCAGGCGUACAACAACGCCGCCAAGGAUUGUAACCACGACCAAGUGUCCACCUUCAGAGCGGAAUCCCGAUGGAAGCUGUGGCUACGAUUACCCUAAGCCAGAUCAGUCCUUUACUCUACCAAACCGGGUGUCUACAACUACUCCAAGGCCAACUACGACCACACGUCGUACGACGACAACCACUCGAAGAACUACUCCGGCUCAGGAAUAUCUACCGCCUACGACUACGACGAGGCGAACAACGACCACGACCAGGCCAACGACCACAACGCGCCGUACGACGACCACUACACGACCUACGACGACGACAACACGAAGAACCACUCCAGCGCAAGAGUACCUUCCACCGACAACAACUACGAGACGAACGACUACAACCACACGGCCUACUACAACGACCACUCGUCGCACUACAACGACUACUCGGCCAACCACCCGAACCACUCCAAGGGUGGUGACUACAACCAAGUGCCCGCUGUCGGCCCAGAAUCCUGACGGAAGCUGCGGUUAUGACUAUCCAAAGCCGGAUGAGUCUUUCACACUGCCAAAUCGAGUUUCUACGACUACCACACGAAGGCCUACUACGACAACCACAACAACACGCCGCACGACGCCAUCGCAGGAAUAUCUUCCACCAUCGACUACCACGCGGCGUACUACAACGAGGCCACCAACAACGACCACAACGACUACGACCACGCCGCGUCCUACGACCACAAAAACCACCACAACCCGUCGGCCAACAACAACCACGGAGAAGGGAGGAUGCAGCGAAUCGGAGCUGAACGCAGAUGGUACCUGCGGUUACGAGUACCCGAAACCCCCGAACCCUCUCACGCUGCCACCAAAGAUCCCCACCGUGCGACCGACGACAGCUCCCGAGUACCUUCCGCCGGAGGUGUCAACCGGCUACUCCUACCCGAAGCCGGCCGUUCCUUUCAACUUCUAG